AUGCUCGCGUCCGUCUUCGGCAAAGGAACCAAAACCUACAGCCAGAGCAAGAAGAAGUUCUCGACGAUCACGGGCAUACGUCGAGUGCACUCUCCACCUUCCCCCGCGUCAUUUGUGUCCCCGGAGAUUGUCGAGAUCAAUGAGCAGGGCCCAUUCGGUGGGUCGUUCUCAGAAGACCGCGCGCCCAGCUUCGAGCGCUCUGCUGCCGCCGCCGCGUCCGCUGCAUCGCCUCAGCUCCAGCUCGAGUUCGACGACGGGGAGCCUCUCUUCCCGCCCAGCAUUCUCUCGCAGACACAGCCAGGCAACCGUACCCCACCCAAGCGCAACGUCUCUCUACCAAACGGAGGAAAGAAUGGUUCAGAAGGAAGCAGUUUCGGAUCCCGAGCGCGCGGGCCAGGGUCCGAGGAUAGCACCAUAUGGGAAGAGCCAUUACAGCCGAAUCGACUGCAGGUCGACACGUCUGUGCAGAACGCGCGUAGCUUUGAGGAUAUCUCGGAAAGUAGCGCAGCGCACUCCAUACGGAAGCCUACUCCUUCGCCCAUCAAGAUACCGAACAACUCAACCAGCGCAAAGAUCAGGGUGCAAUCUUCUGCAGAGGAAAGUGCUGACGCCAACAAGAAUGUCCCUCCACCGCUUCCGACCAAGAACAGCCGUCCACCAAGCCCCUCCUCCGCGAUAACAGAUGACAUCUCGUCAGCUGUGUCCGGCACGAGCAUGGCUCGCGCACUGGUCGCGACAUCGUUCGUGUUAUCCAACGAGUCGCGCGCCUCAAAGUACAAGUCUGGGAUGACGCGCCAGGACUCGGCCACGCUUCCUCGAGGCGAGCACCCUUUGAUCAAUUCUCCCUAUAUGCGCGAACGGCGGGCGAGUAGUGGUGAGCCUAGCAGCGCACGAUCAUCCUCCGUCCCCCCGGUUCCCCGACUUCCGUCGCGCGCGGAACUAGGUCUUAGCAUAGACGGCGCGUCAGGAUACAAGAGCCAGCGCAAUUCGGUGUCUCUCAUCCUCGAUAGCGGGGAGAGCGGCCAGCUUGUACCGCCGCCGCAACUGAAGCGGCCGAAGAGCACAGGUCGGCUACGCAUGGAGCAGACGAUCAGCAUGCCGCCCAUUUCUCCGAUCUCCGAAGCUUCGUCGCCAGCGCCCUCGGUACCUGAAACGCCAGGGCCGGCCGUGCUGGGCACCACAAACGUCUCUAACGCGUCGAGCCGAUCGCUAGCCAACUCUCUCGCUCAGCAGCGCGGGCUCAACCUUUCGGAGGGCAACACCAGUUCGUCAUCUCUCGGCACGGAGGCGUCCAACCACGCACGCGCCGCGACGGAGCCCGGGGGAGCUUAUAGCUCUGCGGGGGAGAGGCGACCGUCGAAUGCGUCCAAACCCAAGGGCACGCUCGCUGCAGGGUUUGACCGGAACGGCGCAGCCAUGCCGGGUACCAUGCGGUCGUCCGGCGCGUUCGCAGUAACAAACGGUCGUCUCGCAGUGACGCGCACGGCAUCUGAAAGCGGCGUAUCGCGCGGCCAGACGUCAGGGCCUACCAGGCCUGCCGUCCUGCUUCCCAUCGGCGAGCGCCCUUCUUCGGUGCUUGUACCCCCAUCUCCCCAGCCUUCAUUGGUAUCCAAUGUGGUCGCGCCAACUCCCACCUCCACGCGCGUGGGGCCCAUCAUGUUGGCCGCUGAAACCCCUGUCGACUCGCCCGACCUGCUGGACAGUUUCCCGCUCCAGAUCGCGCGUGAGCGUUCGGCCGGACCUCCGCCUCCCCUUCCAUUGGGUCGUCGCUCAGAGGAGAACAACUCUAUUCCGACUCCGUUGCAGAGCUCGAGCGGCGAGUCCAUGUCUGGUGCGUCGAUGAACCGGCAGACGUUCCCGGAGACGCCGAACGCGUUCUCGCCGCUUUGGUCGAGUACGUUCGCGUCUCCUCCGACUAGUGCGCCGCGCAGCUCUAUCGACCAGAGCCUAGUGGGGCGCAACGGGAGCAUGAUGCGCGCGUCGGGUCUUAUCGACAUGACUCGCAUGGCGCCGCGGGGUGGACGUACCAUCUUCUCGAAGCCGUCUACUCGCGCAUCCCGUGUGCCCCCGACACCGCCUCUCACGGGGGAGAGCACGAAUGAGUCGCAGCCAGACAGCCCUGUGCUGGAGGAUCCGCCCGUUCCGCUAGCGGUCAAACGCCUUACGGCCAUCGAGGAGCAGGUCGCGUCGCGGAGUGUGUCGCAGUACUCGACUAUCCCCGAGCCGCCUACUAGCGGCGCUCAGUGGGAAAGUGAAGCGUUUUAUGUGCAACAGCAACGGGUUCAGCAGCAGCAGGCAGGGAAACCGCGGGGCGGGAGGGACAGGUCCGAGUCCGUAUCUGCUCAUUCACGAGACGGCAGCGUCGCACCGAGCCAAACACAGAGUCAGACAACGCAGACGUCGUCCAACCCGUCCGCUGCUGCUCAAGCCAAGGCUGCCGAGGCGUCUUCCCACCGACGUAUGCGCUCUGUAACGAACCCGGACGAGCCACUCGCGUCUCCGCCACCAUCGUACCCCGCAACUUUCGAUCCUAUCCCGCUGCUGCAUCCUCGUACGGGCACGGCAGACUCGUCGGAGCAGUCCAACCGUUCGAGCAUCAACUCCAGUUCGACGCAUCUCCAGGCGUCCUCCUCAUCGCAGAGCUCUGUUCCGCAGAAGCGCUCGCUCUCGCCAUUCCCGUCGCCCCCACCUUCCUCAAUACCGCUUCCCCCGUCGCCUGGUCGCUCAAGGAUGGAUGCACAUGCGUCUUCAAUCAGCGUGGAGCAGCCCCCGCCUCCAUACAUGGAGAUGCCCCGCAAUUCGACACCACCAGCUCCCCCGAUCCCUACACCGCCCACCCCUCCGGCACAAUCACCAGCCCCCAACUCGCGGUUCGUCAUCUCCGAUCCCCCAGCACCCCCGGGCACUCCCUCCCGCGCUACGUUCACGCCUGAUACGACACCAUCAAAACGUCUUCCCCGGACGCGCCCUCCCUUACCCCAUGGUCCGAGAGCCCCGAGCCUCAGCUCAGCUGCGGCGCGGAUGCGCGCGGGCUCUGUCUCAUCGUUGAGCAGCAACGUCGCAGGCGGUUCAUCACGGAUGAUCUCGAUGGCGUCGCAUACUGCUCCACGCUUCCAGCCUUCGCGCGUCAACUUCCGCGGGCUGACGAUGGAGGCGGCGCAAUGGACGCUGACGUCGCAGCAGCUGCAGCACAUCGUCUCAACUGCGAUCCGGCAGUCUGCGGACGCGUCGGCGAUCAGGAUACUUCCGCAGGAGACGUUGGAAGACGAGCUGCCGACGGAGAUGGACCGGCUCGAGGCACGCGCUGCGGAGCUCAAGACGAACUACAAGCUGGUCGUGCGGCGACGGAACGCAUCUCUUGCGACGCUCGCGCGAAUCGCAGAGGGCACGGAGCACGUCGAGCCGGGCACAGCAACGCGCGUGGCGGAGGAGCUCAGCGAUCUGAACGAGUCUCUCGACCAGACCGCGGAGGAGCUGUACACCGUGACGGACCAGCUCGGGCAGCUGGCUCGCCUGCGCGACCUCCAUCAACGCAGUGCGCUCGCGAUGGCGCUGCGCAAGCUCAACAACAGCUUCCUAAAGCAGGUCGGGGAGGUGCAGCGCCUCCGCGAUAUGGUGGAUACACUCGAGGCGGAGCGCGACGAGGCGUGGCAAGAGGCACAGGAGGUCGCGCAGGAGUUCGACGACUACACGGAGCGCAUCAUGGUCGAGCCCUCGCCAUCGUCGCGCGAUGCAACCCCGAGUCGCCGCUCAAGCCGUGUGAUGAUCGCACGCAAGAACAGCCAGCGGGCGUCCAAAGCUGGUUUGCGUUCGUCGAUGUACAGGCGCAGCCAGCGUUCGUCGACGACCAGCAGCCACCGCUACAGCGGUGCGGCGUCGCCAGGCGCGUGGGUGCCUCCCGGCCACUCGGAGGAUAUCCCGCCGGUCCCGCCCAUCCCUCUUCGCAGCGACCUCAUCCGCUUCCCAUCUGGCGACCUGCCUACGCGAAGCUCUAUGGGUACGUCCGCUCGUGCUGGCAGUUUCUCCACCGAGGCUUAUUGGACUCUAGAUUCCCCAUCGUCCGAGCUUCGCGCCAUGAUUCAGGCGCAGAAGGAGCUGUGCGAGAUGUUGGGCAUUUCUCUGGAAGAACUCAAGAUCACGCAUCAGCCCUCUCGCCGCCAGUCCAUGUCCGCGCUACCUGGCGCCAAGAGCCCGGUGUCUGCUGCGCCAACGCGACGCAACUCCGACAUUGUCACCCCCAACCACCAACGCUCCUUCAAAGUAUAG
Messenger RNA from Trametes versicolor FP-101664 SS1, 4266 nucleotides. RefSeq lists its product as uncharacterized. The coding region runs from base 1 to 4266 and encodes 1421 amino acids. Lineage: Eukaryota; Fungi; Basidiomycota; Agaricomycetes; Polyporales; Polyporaceae. The transcript is spliced from 3 exons. The record is from RefSeq and is a predicted model, not a curated record.